AUGGCGAGGCUCUCUUUCUCACUCGAUAUCAUAGCUGUGGAGCAGGCGCUGCAGGAUUAUGCCUGGCUUACAAAAUUCUGGAGGCGCAAAAGGAAGGAAGGCUUGGACCUAUUGAGUUUGUCUUGUUUGAGCAAGAGGAUGAUUACACGGGGACUUGGUGAGAACGUAGGAACCUCGGCAGCCGGUUUGACUCAUCCUGAAUUACAGGCAUGUGAAUCGCUAUCCAGGUUGCCGAUGCGACAUCCAAGUGCCGGCUAUCAACUCUCGUUUGCUCCUUACGCAGAUUGGCCAGAGUUUUUUUCGUAUGCUGAGGAUAUCAAGAAAUACUUCAAAACAUUUGCUCAGAAAUACGGCAUCGUUCCUUUUAUUCGCCUGCGACAUAAGGUCACUGCGGCAGUGUACGAUGCGAUGUCAGGGACUUGGGAUGUCACAGUGGAGGAUUUGGUGACAUCGCAGACUAGUACGAAAGCAUAUGAUGUUUUUGCCCCAGCGACUGGAGUCUUGAAUAACGUGAACCGCCCGGCCAUUGCAGGCCUGGAGUCCUUUGCCAGGACGCCGGUCCUCCACACAGCUGAGUGGCCUGUUGAUUUUGAUUGGCAGAACGCAUUCAAGGAGGAGAGUGUAGAGCCUAUCAGAGCUGUGAUGGGUGUUGGCUCUUCUGGGAUUCAAAUCAUAGGCAAUAUCGCACCAUAUUGCAAGUCUCUCGAUAUCUACGCCAGGUCUAAGCUCUGGAUUGUGCCGGCCAUCGUGUCUCUUGACUCGCUCAAAGACCGGGACUGGAAGAAUGACAACUUCAGCUACUCGGACGAAGAAAGGGCUGACUUUGCGACGAGGCCGGAAACGUUGUACAAGCAUGUCAAGGAGGUUUCGGACACGAUGAAUAGCCGAUUCGAAUCUAAACGAAGUGAUUCGGAAUUGGCUAAGGUCAAUUUUCCUCUUCUGUCCAUUGGUAUCAAUCUGAGUAGGUCUCAGAUGACUCGGAAGAUCACCCUUGACCAUAUGAGGGCGUCAUUAAAGGGAUGCGAGGACCUUCUUCUCAAGUUGAUACCAGACUACGCCGUCGGGUGUCGCAGACUAACCCCGGGAGCUGCCUUUCUAGAGGCGCUACAGUUUCCUCAUGUCGAUCUUGUCGUGGAUCCAAUCAAGAAGAUCACCUCCUCUUCUAUCGUUACCGACAAGGGUGUCGAGCGCCCCGCAGAUCGCAUCAUACUCGCGACGGGAUUCGAUACUGGGUUCAGGCCACGAUACCCGUUUCGUGGUAGAGGUGGACUUGACCUUAGAGAUGUUUGGACAGAAAAACCCAGUGCGUACAUGUCAAUAGCAGUGUCGGGAUUUCCGAAUAUGUUCCUUAUGGGUUGUGGGCCGAGGAUCACUUAUGCUAAUGGAUCGCUCCUACCGGGUACGGAAGCACAGGCGGACUAUAUUGUUGCCUGCUUGUCGAAAAUGCAGAAGCAAGAUAUCAAGACCAUGGAAGUCGAUAAGGAUGCGCAAGACGAAUAUAAUUUUCAACAAGCAUCGACGAUGAAGGAUCUCAUAUGGUCGGAACCAUGCACUUCUUGGUACAAAGGCGGUAAAGCCGAUGGGGAGCCCUAUGCACUCUAUUCGGGUAGCACGCUCCACUAUAGGGAAAUGUUAUCGUCCCCUCGGUGGGAAGACUGGAAAUUCGAGCCACUAUAUAAGAAUAGGUUUUCUUUCCUAGGUAACGGGGCGUCUUCGAUUGAAGCUACUGGGGGUGAUAGAGCAUAUUACAUCACGAUGGAAGAUGCUAAGAACGCUCUUACAGCAACAGAUUAUCAAAUCGACUGAAACUGGGUACCCUGAGUUUUCCGUUAAACAUCUGAUAUGUAAACUUUGCCCGCAGAUCAACUUUUGCUGUCGCGCGCAAUGAUUCAUAGUUGCUAAAUUUGCCUGUUCUACGAUGGUAUCGCGUUGAUCAAAAUGUAACACUAAUGUGGUCAACUGCUGGACCCGUGGGCGCUUACUGACGCGUCAGGACUUUAUAGUUGGUCAAGAAUAAAUAUUGCGAAUUAAGGAUUACCGUGGUGAAUCAUUGACCUUUGCGUAAAACCUGAUGGUCGAAUUUUUCAUAAUACCCGUCACCGAAGACGGUUCAGGUGUUCGCCAAGACCAAGACCGGAUUGCAAAUGCCCUGACCUAAAAUAACAUUCUUAUUAGCGGC
Desarmillaria tabescens is the source of this 2179-nucleotide messenger RNA. RefSeq lists its product as uncharacterized. Lineage: Eukaryota; Fungi; Basidiomycota; Agaricomycetes; Agaricales; Physalacriaceae. The transcript is spliced from 18 exons. Gene Ontology annotation, molecular function: NADP binding; N,N-dimethylaniline monooxygenase activity; flavin adenine dinucleotide binding. The record is from RefSeq and is a predicted model, not a curated record. Bases 1 to 1806 code for a protein of 601 amino acids.